Molecule: messenger RNA, 3390 nt
Organism: Symbiodinium natans
Lineage: Eukaryota; Dinophyceae; Suessiales; Symbiodiniaceae
Source: the annotation of a GenBank genome assembly
AUGGAUGUUUCGAUCUCUUUUGACCGGGAAAGUUUUCGGAAGGGAGGGGAGGAGGAUGCCCGGCCGAGAAGCCCCAAGCAACUAAUCAGAGCACCUCCAUGGCGGAGGAACCUCGUCGACUGGUCCGCGGCGGACUUUGCCCUGCUGAGCACCGGCCAGGCCUUGGCGGAGGUUGGCUGCCUACGUGAGGAUCUCUGUGUGGCAAUGGCUCCUCGAGUCGUGGGCACGAUGUCGUCCUGUGCCGUCAACGACUUGGUCCUCCUCUUGGAUGCCUACGCCCGGACUCGGUGUCACGUGCCCUCUGCUGUGGAUGCCAUCUUGCAGCAGACGGCUCUCCGCUUGGAGGAGUUCAGCGCGUCGCAGCUUUGCCUGCAUGUGUCUUCGAUGGCCAGGCUCAACAUCUGCAACGAGCGACUUCUCAUCAGCAUUGCGGACAAGUUUGCUCAGGUAGAGCUGCCUGAGGAUGAUGCAGUGCUGCAGCUGAGGCCACCCUUCACGGCAAGGGACAUAACGAUGGCGGCGUACUCCUUCGCCACGCUUGGCCUCCACGACCACUGCGUCUGGGAGACCAUUCCAAGGGUUGCGGCCCCGGUCAUUCGGAACUUCACUGCGAAGGAGCUCCAGACACUGACCGUUGCGCUGGCUCGCGCACAGCGCGCCGAUGAGGAGCUGCUCGACGGCAUCUCCGCUCAGGCGCAGCGGCGCAUCGCGGAGUUUGGCGCCGAGCCCCUGGCACUGCUCCUCCGAGGUUUCGCCUUCUUGGGUCGCGCCAACGACCGGAUCUUCACACGGGCCCUGGCUCAGCUACCCCGUGCGCUCCUUCCUGCGCGGCCCGCGGACCUCGUCACUGUGCUCGGAGCCUUCGUGGCUGCUGAGGUCCGCAGCGCUUUUCUCUUCGACCUGAUCACGCCGAUGAUCCUGGAGAAGGCUCCCAUGUUCACGGCCUUUGACUGGCUCUGUGCCUUGCGCAGCUACGCUGCAGCUGGCCAGGCCGAUCAGAUGUUCUUGUCCGCCUUCGCACUGCACUGCAAGGAGUGUGCCGAGAGCUUGCGAGACCUUGAGAUUAGCUGCAUUCAAUCGAACCAGCGCAGGCUCUGGGAGCGCGCAGCCCGGCAGGAGGUAUCGCUCGACUUCAUUGUCCUCAUUCUGUCAGUGAUCUCCUUCGCAGCCGCAAUCCUGUCAUACUGGCGGGAAGCCCUGUCGGCUUCACGCCCGUUGCCCUUCAGCCCCGAGGACAGAGAGGAUGCAUCACCGGUGUCGCUGGAUGCAUCCCCGCUAUCUGUCAAGUCUGCGCUGUCAGAAAAGGUGGCUGAUACCCAGCACGAAAGCAUCCACCAGGCGCAAGAGGUCAGAGAAGAGUUACCAGAGCCAGAACCCGAAGGCUGCGACGAAGACUCGCACAAGAGCAUAGAGGUCUGCCUGGAGCGGCUUCCAGGGGAAGCCUGGGGCUUUGCUUGGCACAGGAAGGCCUUCUCUGACCAGAGGCUCAUCAUCGUGGCCAUCGAUGGAGACUCGCCUGCCGGCCGCUGGCAGCAGGAGCGCAAGCAUCGAGGCCUCCCGACCCUGGAGCGGGGUGACGAGCUGGUCUGCGCAAAUGAGCUGGCUCAGCACAGCAGCAUGCAGAUUUCUCUGGUGGUUGCCAACAAGCUUCGAUUGAAGUUCCUGCGCCCGGAGGGCAUAGCUGCAGCCGAUCUCGCCGCAGGCAUUGAGUCCAAAAUGGAGAUCGAUGCAAGCAAAGCCUGCAAAGAGGAAGUGCUCAAAGACACGCCCGUUCCACCCCUCUUACAAACGGAUGCCUUUGCAGAGAGCGACAUGAACGACCUGGAGGAGACCGGGGAGCCGAAUCUGUGGAGCUACGACGGAGUUCCGCGCAACUUUUGGAGUUACCAGCGCCUGCCACUCCGGUCCGUCCCAGGCACCGAGCAGGCCCUGGACCCAGCUCGGGAUCCAGCCAGCGAAGAGGAGCUCGUGCAAAGUGCCCGGUUGCGCUCGCACUCGGAUUCCCCGGCAGCACCAGUUCGACGAGGAGGCAGCCCCUCACCUCAGGCGAAGCGGCGGUGUGUGCAGGCCUUGGAUGUAAAUCCUCCAAGCAGUCCGACGGCACCUCGGAGCCCAGCCUCAAGGCAAAGCCGGCAAAGCCCCCAGAGUGCGGUGGAAGGCUUCAUCCGGGGCCCUAGCACCGACGCAGAGAAAGAGAGCCAGCUGCUGUCUUCGGGCUCUGGCUCUGAGGCGCGGAGCGACCAGUGCCCCUCCACAGAUUGGGAGUACAUGAUGGACAACCGGGCUCACCAGUGCCAGCCUCUGGAUCCCGCUCAUGGCUCCGGUGUUAUGAUGCUGGCCCUCCAGCCCUUGCUUGAUACCUCGGCUCCACCGCCCCUGACCUCAGAGGUGCCGGGUAUGCCGGCAAGUUCAGGACUGCCAGGUGCAGGGCUCAUGGUGCCUAUGCAGAUGAACCAUGGAUUUGCUGCACCGCGCAUGGUCGCCCCAGCACAGACGGCACAGGUCCUGGGCUGGGCACCGGCGUGGCAUGCGGGCGCCCCACCGCUGCCUGAAGCCUGCCAUCCGUGCUCAACUUCAAACUGCGUCCAGUCCACGCCUGUGGAUGAGAGCGCCAUGAAUCCCGCUGCGCGGACAGGAAAGAAGACCUACCGAGCGGGCCAGCGCCUGACUGCUCGGCGCUUGCGCGCCGCGCAGCGCGCGGCGGAGCUUAGUCAGACGUUGCCUUUGGGGCCUGCGCCUGCUGCCUCGCCACGCUCGGAGCCUUCAUCGGAGGACUUGCCAGGUGAUGGGCCGGAGCCCUCGGCCUUAGAGGCCCACAGGAAGCCCCGGCGACGUGCCGGUGUACGAGUGAGGCGGCGGCGCGAACAUGCCAUCGCCCGGCGGCGAGAGCAAGAGGAGCAGGGGGAUGCUCCGCAGCCUCAGCCUGUCGGAGCUGUGCCUCCUGGACCUCUUCCUCGUCAGGAGGAAGAUGGCCUUGACAGUCCGGCCGAAAUGGAUGUACAAAGUUUCAACCUAGGCUCUUCUGCUUCCCUGCACACAUCAAUGGCGAAGCCGUUGCACAGUCAAGCUGGCGCUAGUCACCCAGGUCACCCAGUCGCAGCAGGCGGGCAGUCUCCGAUGCUUCCGCCACUUCGCGAACCCGAGUGCGACGUCAUCGGUCGUGAAGUGUUGAUCAAUGGUUUGGUCCAUACGCCGCAUCUCAACGGGCACUGGGGCCGCGUCGCAGACUUCGAUCCUGCGCAGAACCGCUACCUGGUUCACGCCUUCGUGACCGGCUCCUCACCGCUUUCUCUCAGGCUCAGGCGUGAUGCGUUCGUGGUGCCGAAGACCAGCCCACCCAGUCCCGAUGAAAUCAUCGAGGGAGUGUGGCAGCCGUCGCUCCGUAUGUAG